CUCGACUAGACGCAAUCGCAGGAUUCUCGGCUUUACAGUCAGAGGAUUGGCCGAAAGACAAGAAAUGAGACAAACUGUUGAAGAAGGUGUCCAUGUCAGCAUCAAUGCAAACUGCUAAAAUGCAAUCCUAGAUAGAGACAUAACUUUUUUCUUCAGCCGAUUGCUUCGAAGAUUUCGACCUCACUGUCCAAGCCCAUUUGUUUACAGCUCCGCUUUGGCUCACCAGAUCAAUGGCCACUGCAAUAAAUAUUUACCGUUAAAAAAUAACUGUAAAUAUAGUCGAGUCGGAGUCAAAUGCAAUGAAAUGGACCCACUACCGGUUCGGUGAAUUGCGAGGAAAGACCUGUUCGUCAAUGAGAAGAUCACUCUCUUCAUUCAUAAAGAGAAUAUCAGAAUCCGGUAAGAAAUUGACUUUGAAGGAAAAUCGCGAAUCUUUUCAUAGCUGGGUGGCCUUCAGUGAAUGAACGCACAAGAAUUCUACGGACAAUAUCAUGGCCACAAUGUGAACCAUUUGGAAUAUGUUCUCCCAUUUUUACGUGAAUCCUCUGACCGCUUAAUUUGGACGGCCGGCGACUCCUCUUUAGAUAACAAAUUCUGGUUUCACGAUACGGCUCCCGCGGUUGGUGCAUACAAGGAAGUUUUACGACCGCCACGGAUGAAGCAGGAUGUGACAUACUGGCUGAACGCGUUGAUUGAAUCUCGACGGUCGAAUGAUGGUUCGUACCCGAAGCUGGCCGCUAUCAACACGGCAGUAGAAGCUACCACGCUCAAUGAGCGAACGUUCAUGCUGACGCCUCAAGAUAGAUUUCUCCGUGACAACAUUAUUUCGGAAGACAUCCUUCUAGUAUCAAUUGGUGGCAACGAUGUUGCUCUCAAGCCUAGUCCAUGUACUAUCUUGUCAAUGUGCGGUUACUUCCGCCAUAUGUUUGGCACUCGAGUCCAGAAGUAUAUCGAUGCGCUGACAGCGAAGACAAAACCAACAAAGAUUUUAGUGUGCAUGAUAUACUUCUUGGAUGAAACUCCAAAUCCGGGAUGGGCAGGAGCGGCACUUGGUGCCAUGGGCUACAAUCGAGAUCCCGGCAGACUUCAAAGCUUCAUUCGGAAGGUAUUUCUCGAGGCAACGACGUCGAUACAAAUCGAAGGGACAGAGGUUAUUCAUGUUCCUCUAUUUCACGUCCUUGAUGGUAAGAAUACAAACGACUACGUCCAGCGCGUGGAGCCAUCACCCAGUGGUGGGCGCAAAAUGGCCGAGUAUCUUUUGUCUCUUUGCCCACCAGGAUAUGAUCGACGAACCAAGCUUGUUACAUCCAUUUAUUACCAUGCCGAACGCGUCAGCUCCAGCGAUAGCGUGCAUGCAUGA
Messenger RNA from Phaeodactylum tricornutum CCAP 1055/1, 1360 nucleotides. RefSeq lists its product with no specific name. The transcript has 3 exons. The coding region runs from base 461 to 1360 and encodes 299 amino acids. Lineage: Eukaryota; Bacillariophyta; Bacillariophyceae; Surirellales; Neidiaceae. The record is from RefSeq and is a predicted model, not a curated record.